Rhizophagus irregularis DAOM 181602=DAOM 197198 is the source of this 1326-nucleotide messenger RNA. The record is from RefSeq and is a predicted model, not a curated record. NCBI's taxonomy places the organism in Eukaryota, Fungi, Glomeromycota, Glomeromycetes, Glomerales, Glomeraceae.
AUGAGUUCACCCUAUCUAUCAGAUGAUUGUAUUUACUGUAUAUUAAAAUACCUUCAAGAUGAUCGUUCAACUUUAUUUAAUUGUUUAUUGGUUAAUCGAUUAUGGUGCAGAGAAACGGUUCCUUUACUUUACAAAAAUCCUUUUAAUCAACUAUCAUAUGAAUAUAAUAAAAAAUCCAAAAUAAUCUUUACUUUUAUUUUAUGUUUUAAUAAAGCAGAAAUUUUACGAUUUAAAAAUCAAUUAAAUCAAUAUAAUAUUAAUAUUAAUGACGUUAAUAUUAAUGAUAUAAUAAAUAAACCAUUAUUUGAAUAUUCAAAAUAUAUAGAAUAUUACGAUUAUUUGGAAGAUCAUGGAAUUGUUAGAGAAUUUAUUUUAACAUUUCAUCAAUCAAAUUUACGUAAAAGCAUUAAUAUUAAACAAUCUAUUAUUUCAUUCCAAUGCGAUUAUCAAGAUUAUAAUAUAAAAAGUAUUCCACAAAAUUUUUCAAAUUUAAAAUCAUUAAGUUUAUGUGAUAUAAACUUAAAACCAAACAAAGGAGAAGUACUUUUAAAAAGUAUAACGAAUAAUUGUUUAAAUUUGAGAAAAUUGGAAUUUUCAAAAGGGAGUCAAAUUCCCAUAAGAAUUAAAAAAAUCAUUAGCACAAUAAUUCAAAAGCAAAAUAAACUUGAAGCAUUUAAAAUAUUUAUACGUUAUUCUUUAUUAAGUUAUAUAUUUUCAUCAUUAGAAUUUCAAAAACAUUCUUUAGUUUAUAUUGAAUUUGUAGCUAUUAGCUUUCAGUUAACAAUUAAGAGCAACAUUUGGAAUGAUAAAGUUACAUCUUCAAUAAUCAAAUAUUUAGGUGAAUCAUUACAAAAAUUAUAUUUUCAUGGUGAUUUAACAAUUCUUAUUAUUGAGUAUUUAUCAUUAUAUUGUUUAAACCUUAAUAAUUUAAAAAUAACAAUUGAUCCAGAGAUUGUUUUUUCAUUAAUUCCUUAUUUUAAAAAUUUAAGAAUUAGAAAUUUCUAUUCAGUUUUUUCUGAUUUUCAAUAUACUAUUUUUGGAUUUAAACAUACUUUUCUACUUGAAGCAUUUUUUGAAAAUCUUCCUCAUCAUUUUGAAACGAUUAGUUUAAAUAUUAAUAUUCAUUCAGAGUAUCUUAAAAUAAUUUUGAAUUAUAUUAAAAAAGAAAAUAAUAGUUUAAAAUUCUUUGGUAUGGGAAAGUUAGAAAGAGUGUUGAAUGAUGAAGAAACAAAAUUAUUGGAUCAAAUUAGGGCAAGAGGAGUAUCAUUAAUAUAUUCUUCUAGUAUUUAUCAUGAAUGUACUCCGAUUACCUAUAAUUUAAUUUAA